Striga hermonthica is the source of this 729-nucleotide messenger RNA. The record is from the annotation of a GenBank genome assembly. Lineage: Eukaryota; Viridiplantae; Streptophyta; Magnoliopsida; Lamiales; Orobanchaceae.
AUGGAUUCUCCAUCUCGCUAUCUCUGCUCCGUCAGCAUCCGACCGGCCGAUCGACCGAACCCUCUCCGGCGCCACGAUUCCGGUAAACGACCUCCGGCCACCGGAACCGGCGUCCGGCCGUACGUGAGGUCGAAGCUGCCCCGACUGAGGUGGACGCAAGAUCUCCACCAGAGCUUCGUAAGGGCCGUGGAUCGACUCGGAGGAGAAGAUAGGGCAACUCCAAAAAUGGUGCUUGAGUUGAUGAAUGUGAAAGGGCUAUCGAUAACACACGUCAAGAGUCACCUACAGAUGUACAGGAGCAUGAAGCAUGAGCAGAUUAUGCAGGAAUCUCUAGUUGAAAUGAGCAAGAAAGUUCAAGCCACUUCACUUCAAAAUCAGCUAAAUCAUCCUCACCGUACUUCAGGGUUACUCACCCUAAGUCCUUUUCGACCCGAUUCAGCUCGCCAAGCCCUCGACAUUCGUGCAAUAAGGCACGAGGAGGAAGCAAAGCCGAUUGGAAUAAGCGCAGAAAAUGGGCGUAGAUGCAAUGGCUCGGUUAUUUUUAACGAUUUAUUCAGAAGCUGCAAACCACAAGCUAUCGACUAUGCCAAUGCUGACGAGGCAAAGUACACAAAAUAUCAUGCAAACAUUAGUAGCAACACGAGUAAUCGUUCGAUUCGAGUUUCCUCAGGAGAAUGCACGUGUUUUAUGGACUCGAAUGAUGUUUCGCUAGAGCUAACUCUUGGUUAG